Sporisorium graminicola is the source of this 2634-nucleotide messenger RNA. RefSeq lists its product as uncharacterized. Gene Ontology annotation, cellular component: cell periphery; cell septum. Lineage: Eukaryota; Fungi; Basidiomycota; Ustilaginomycetes; Ustilaginales; Ustilaginaceae. The record is from RefSeq and is a predicted model, not a curated record. The transcript has a single exon. The coding region runs from base 1 to 2634 and encodes 877 amino acids. Gene Ontology annotation, molecular function: chitin synthase activity.
AUGACGGCAGGCCAUACGACCGACGAACUGAGCUCAUCACAGCGCCAAGCACAAGCUUCGACCUCUUCUACUGCUUCCACGUCGAGGACGCCUUUCCAGUUUGCACCCGUACCCGCAAGAUUCAGGCGACAUCUCGAACCACGCGAAACUGCAGCCGAAACCGUUCCGCGCGGGGAGCUCUCUUCUCGGCCAUGCUCACACUCGUCAAGUAGGCGCAAUUCGGAGACACAUUCUGUGUCCAGCAACGAAGACGACGGUGAUGCCUUUGAUUCUGACCUCCCACAACGCGACCCCUCUUCGUCGACCUCCGCAUGGCCAGCACAGCCCAUCACUCCGACAACGCCCAUGACGCCCAUGACCCCUCUCACGCCAGUGACUCCAGGGUGGCGUAGAUCCUACAGUGGUUGGCAAAAGCGUAGCUCAUUAUAUAGAGCCCACGCCGCCGAGGAAGAAGAGCAGGAUGCCUCUAGCUCGACGCAAGCGCAGUUAGCGGCGGCACACACGACGAAAGAGGCUGAUCCUACAAAUUCAGCAUCCGCGUCACGAGUAAAUGCACAAGAGCAAAGCGCCCGCGCAACGACGACCCCUGCAGCUCCAAGCAGCGAGCCAAUAUCUGAAAACCUGUCCGAACUCGAGCCCGGCUUGUCAACUGAUGGUGACGAAAACGAACUCCUGCAAGACCAUCCGCAGCCACGGCCACCCUUCACACGGGCACGAGGCCGCCAGCAAGAUGUGAUAGCACCAACACAGGUCAUAGAACAAGAUCCGUUCGCAGACGCCAAUCAAGUCCCUUCAGCGGCAUCUGAGCCGGCGUUCAAUCCUUUCAUCUCCCCGGAAGACGAUCGCCAACCAAUCAACAACAUGGAAGAGGACCGCGACCUCGAAAAGCAAUUGAUGGAUGCACGUGCGAAAGGCGGCAAAGCGGAGUUUGACGAGUCGUUCUUCCCAGACUAUGCCCCACUCGUCCAGUCACGAGUCACAGCCGGUCGAUAUGGCCUCAUGCUUGCAAUCGGAGCGCUCAACCUUGGACUUGUGAUCCUCUUUCUCUUCCUCGCUCCUGCAGGAGCAUCUUUGGUGAUGAUGGUGGCGCUCAAGUCGCGAGACAUUCUAUCGGUGCUUUGGCAAUCGCUUCUCUUCAUCUUGCACGUCCUUUGCAAGCCUUUCCGCAAGAGAAAGGAGGUUGUGAUCCAUCCACCCCGCAAGAUUGUCAGUCUGGUGCCGGUCUACAAGGAAUCCACCCAGGACGUGCUCGAUACUGUCGAUUCAAUCAUUCAGGACAAUCCUGUGCGUCCGCAAGACUUCAACAUCAUCGCCAUCAUGGCUGACGGCUUUGACGUCGAAGACGACGUUAUUGUACAAGAGACCAUCUGCAGAGUAGAGGACUCGCCCUACUUUUCUUGGAAGAUCCGCGAGUCGGCGUUUCGACUUCAGUUUGGCUUUCGAAUGGGUCACCCAAUCAUGAUCGUGCGCAAGGUCAAAAACGCAGGCAAGAAGGACUCGCUCAUCUUUGCGUUCGACCUCUUCAACAGCGACAACGAGGCUACGGGUCACUGCAAUUCGGAAGCGAGGGCCAUGGUGUUGGAUCACAUCCGCAGGUUGUACAAUCAGCCUGACCUCGAGUUCUUCGACUUUGUCUUCUGCACUGAUGCCGACACCAAGAUUCUUGCUGGCUCAGUCGAUGUCUUGGCCGACCGGCUGAUGGAUGAAGGCGAGAAGACCGUGGGCGCCUGUGGAAUCGUCGAGGCAGACUUCGAAAAGCCAGGUCGAAGCCUAAGGACGUGCGGGUUGUGGUACUUUUGGGACCAUUUCCAAGGAUUCCAGUAUACCUACGGACAAUGGAUCCGACGUCGCUCCGAGUCCUCAUGGGGUCGAGUCACAUGCAUGCCCGGUGCCAUCACCAUGCUUCGCACGGGUGCCAUCCUUGGCCAAGCUUCUGCCGAAUAUCGCAAACACGUUCAGAACGGUAAUCUUGUCAAUCGUCAAGUCCAGUAUCAGGGUACCGACCGCCGACUUUGCUGGUCUAUCAUUUCGCGGUCGAAAGACGUCCGCACUGUACUGGAAACGCGCGCCGCCUGCUUCACCAUCCCGCCACAAUCUCUGUCUCACUACCUCUCGCAACGCCGUCGCUGGGGGUCCAACGCGUACUUUAACGCUUUUGUCACGUUGACCCAGCAGAACCAGCAUGUGGUUACGCGCAUCUGGAUGACGCUCGAGCUGACACGCUCAACGCUGGUCUUCUUUCGAAUGUACAACUUUGCUCACUUUGUCUACAACCUAGUGACCAAGUUUUCCAUUUUGGGCGUUGCGCCACUGCUGGCGAUCACGUUGUUGCCUCAAAUCUGGUUCUUGCUCUUCGUGGUCAUUCCGACCAAGAGAUACAGGCCCUUAUUGCAUCAUUUGCUCUACGGUGCAGUGCUGAACCGCUUGUGCAGCAUCAUCUUGACGCCCACGGUGUAUGCAAACGUGCUGCUCGGAUUUGGAGACUUCAGAUGGGGCAAGUCGCAUACCGGUGCGAACGCGGCUUCUCAGCAACAGCAGCAGGAGGGCAAGGACGUGGCUCAAUUGGCGGACCAGAUGGAAAAGGGCGAGUCGCGACCUUGCACGCCUCCAAAGGAUCAAACGGAAGUAUGUUGA